AAAGCAAACAGUUGAGUUUGGAGCGUCAGUGUGGAGUGGAGAGGAGGAGAGCGCAGAGAAGAAGACGGGCGCCGGGAGGACACCGAGCCGUUAAACUAGCAGGAGAUCAGUGAAUGUGAGCCCAGGAGCAGCUCACACACGACAUGCAGCUCUUCUUUCUCCUCUAUGGAUUAUGAUUUGUGUUUUUCCAACUCUUCUCCGGGCUGCUUCCUUCACUCCGGCAGCGCUGCGCUUCACGGGAAUGUGCGCAGCAGCUUCUCUCGGACGCGUCUGAUCACACAGCGGAGCUAAAAGAGGGGGAAAAAAUACCUUCAGCUGAUUUUAAAUCCCUUUAAAAUACCAAAAUGUUUCUUUUUUAACGGGACAGACUUCCCCGGAUGCCUUAGACGUUUUUGGAGACUUUUACGCAUUUUGGAGACUUCUGCGUGCCGACUUAAAUGGGUGAUGGAAAUUGACAUUUUGUGCGUGAACAGGGGAUAAUAAUUUUAAUAUCAUAUUUUUUUUUUACCCAAGUGCUCUUGUUUUUCCGGCGAUGAUUGUGCUUUUGCUCGCGCUGUGCAUCGCGGAUGGAGUGCUCUCUCAGAUUCGUUACUCUGUGCCGGAGGAGGCGGACCACGGCACCUUGGUGGGGAAUAUCGCCGAGGACCUGGGACUGGACCUUACCAAACUGGCCUCGCGCCGCUUCCAGGUGGUGCCCAACUCCCGGACACCGUACCUGGAGGUAAAUCUUGAGAAUGGAGUCCUGUUCGUUAAUGAAAAAAUCGACCGGGAGCUGAUCUGUAAGCAGAGCGCGAGCUGCCAGCUCAACAUGGAGGUGUUCCUGGAGGACCCGCUGGAGCUGUUCCGCGUGGAGAUCGAGGUGGUGGACAUUAACGACAACCCGCCCAGCUUCCCGGAGACUGACAUCACGGUAGAGAUCUCCGAGAGCGCCACUCCGGGGACCCGCUUCCCUCUGGAGAGCGCGUUCGACCCGGACGUGGGCUCGAACGCUUUACGCACGUACGACAUCACCACGAAUAACUACUUCUACCUGGAUGUUCAGACCCAGAGCGACGGGAACAAGUUCGCGGAGCUCGUUCUGGAGAAGCCGCUGGACCGGGAGCAGCAGGCGGCGCACAGGUAUGUGUUGACCGCGGUGGACGGAGGUCAGCCUCCACGGACCGGCACCGCGCUGCUUGUGGUGAAAGUGCUGGACUCUAACGACAACGUGCCAGUGUUCGAGCAGCCGGUGUACACGGUGAAUCUGUCAGAGAACGCGCCGGUGGGCACACUGGUCAUCCAGCUGAACGCCACCGACAUGGACGAGGGAUUAAACGGAGAAAUCGUUUACUCUUUCAGCAACCACAUCUCCAGCCGUGUCAAGGAUCUGUUCAGCAUCGACCCGCGCACCGGGCGCGUCGAGGUGCGCGGGGAGGUGGACUUCGAGGAGAGCAGCUUGUACCAGAUCUUCAUCCAGGCCAAAGAUAUGGGUCCGAACGCCGUCCCCGCGCACUGCAAAGUGCUCGUUAAAGUCAGCGACUUGAACGACAAUGCGCCCGAGAUCACCUUCAGCACCGUCACCGAGUCUGUGAGCGAGAAGGCGGCACCGGGGACCGUGAUCGCGCUGCUCAGUGUGACGGACCGGGACGCGGAGGAGAACGGACAGAUUCACGUGGAAAUCCUCGGAGACGUUCCUUUUAAAUUAAAAUCCUCCUUCAGGAACUAUUUCACCAUCGUGACGGACGGCCCGUUGAACCGGGAGCAGGCGGACUCCUACUCUGUCACGGUGGUCGCGCGGGAUAAAGGCACACCCUCUCUGGCCACCAGUAAGUCCAUCCGGGUCCAGGUGUCAGAUGAGAACGACAACGCGCCCACAUUCACGCAGCCCAUCUAUGACGUGUAUGUGACUGAGAACAACGUGCCAGGGGCGUACAUCCACGCGGUGACGGCCCUGGACCCGGACGUGGGUCAGAACUCUCUGAUCACCUACUCCAUCUUGGAGACUGAAAUCCAGGGCAUGUCAGUGAAGACCUAUGUGUCCAUCAACGAGGAGACAGGCUACCUGUACGCGCUGCGCUCCUUUGACUACGAGCAGCUCAAAGACUUCACCUUCAUGGUGCAGGCCAAAGACGCCGGCACCCCCGAGCUGUCCUCCAACGCCACGGUCAAAGUCAUCAUCGUGGACCAGAACGACAACGCCCCCCUGGUUCUGGCCCCUCUAGGGAAGAACGGCACAGCAAAGGAGCCCCUUCCUCGGUCGGCCGAGCCGGGCUACCUGGUGACCCGCAUAGUGGCCAUGGACGGGGAUGACGGCGAGAACGCACGUUUGUCCUACAGCAUCCAGAGGGGCAACGAGAACGGGAUGUUCCGCAUGGACUGGAGGACCGGCGAGCUGCGGACUGCCCGGCGGGUUUCGGUGAAGCGAGACCCCCACCAGCUGUACGACCUGCUGAUCGAGGUCAGAGACCACGGCCAGCCGCCUCUGUCCUCGAGCGCCAGUGUCAUGGUGGUGCUGGUGGACAGUGUGGCGGAGGGCCGGGGCAACGGGGAAAGGGGGGGCGCCGCCAAGGCCAAAGAGGGCACCCUGGACCUGACCCUGAUCCUGAUCAUCGCCCUGGGCUCGGUCUCCUUCAUCUUCCUGCUGGUCAUGAUCGUGCUGGCCGUGCGCUGCCAGAAGGACAAGAAGCUGAACAUUUACACGUGUCUGACCAGCGACUGCUGCCUGGGCUGCACCACCUGCUGCUCGAGGGGGGGCCGCGCCCGCAAGAAGAAACUCAGCAAGUCGGACAUCAUGUUGGUUCAGAGCGCGGGUAACGUCAGCGGGGCCGGGACCGCACAGGUCCCCGUGGAGGAGUCAGGCAGCUUCGGCUCACACCACCAAAACCAGAACUAUUGCUACCAGGUAUGUCUGACUCCAGAGUCCGCCAAAACCGACCUCAUGUUCCUAAAGCCGUGUAGUCCAUCACGGAGCUCAGACACGGAGCACAACCCGUGCAGCGGGGCCGUAGUCACAGGGUACACUGACCAGCAGCCUGACAUCAUAUCAAACGGCAGCAUUUUAUCCAAUGAGACCAAACACCAGCGAGCCGAGCUCAGCUACCUGGUGGAGCGGCCGCGACGUGUCAACAGCUCGGCGUUCCA
Labrus bergylta (ballan wrasse) is the source of this 3120-nucleotide messenger RNA. The record is from RefSeq and is a predicted model, not a curated record. Lineage: Eukaryota; Metazoa; Chordata; Actinopteri; Labriformes; Labridae.